This is a messenger RNA of Suillus clintonianus, 1931 nucleotides long. RefSeq lists its product as uncharacterized. Lineage: Eukaryota; Fungi; Basidiomycota; Agaricomycetes; Boletales; Suillaceae. Gene Ontology annotation, molecular function: protein binding. The transcript has a single exon. The record is from RefSeq and is a predicted model, not a curated record. The coding region runs from base 327 to 1553 and encodes 408 amino acids.
GGCCAGGGGUUAACCUACUCUCACCUUUUGUCAUCGCUCUCAGUCUGGUCCACAUCAUCAGCCUCAGUCUUUCCUUCUUCAAACCAUAAUCCUCCUUGAACAUUUCAACCGCAAGCAAAUAACAUGCAGACAGCCAAUUCACAAGUCAAUUACUCCUCGGCCUCGGAUAUAAUUGGUGCCCUGCAAAACAUCGUAAGUGCCCAGUUAGUGAAAUCUAGUUGUGUCUGCCGAUAUUAAUCAAUCAUUUCAGCUCACACAUUCACAAGCAAUCGUAGGUCUAGCAGAUGUUACGAUCAUUUGUCUGAUGCAAUACUGACUAUUAGCAGAUGUCAGACUUCGAAACCCCGUACUCCCGAGCCAAUCAUAUCCCCAAUACAAGCUACCCCGCCAUCGAGCUCAAAGGGGGAUGCAUCAGUAAUAUCGUCGCAGAACGCCAGCAGCAGCUGGAUACAGUUUUGCUCGACAUCUCAGAGCUAGAAACAGUCAUGGGCAACAUCGACAAUCUUUACAUGCAACUCGUCGAACAGAGGAACAAGAUAAAACAGUCCAUGACUUUUCACAAGGGACUCGUGUCGUCUCUCUGGCGCUUGCCAAAUGAAAUCUUAUCCCAGAUUUUUCACCUCUGUCUCCCCGAAGACAAGUACUUGUCACCCGCAUCGAAACAGGCCCCCAUGCUGCUGACCACAAUAUGCCGGCCAUGGAGGGAGGUCGCUGUGGGUACGCCCAGUUUAUGGUGCAGGUUAGAUGUAGACCCCAGUGGCAGAGAUUGGGAGAAGGCGGUUGUCUUCUAUCACUCAUGGCUCAAGCGAGCACGAGGAAUCCCGCUCUCAUUAGCAUUCAAAUGCUGGAACUCGUCUGAGCAACGCAGCCUUCUUCUGCCAUACGUCAAACAAAUCUCGUCCCUCGCCAUCCGUGUUUACCACGGAUCGGGAAACCCUGAACAUUUGUUGAAAGACCUACCCCGGCUACCUGCACUUCAGGAGCUGGUCGUACGAUCUUCAAAAUUUUCAGCUAGGAUGUCAAAAUCUAUCUCGCGACUGCCGUCCACUAUGCGUAGCCUCGAUAUCUCGGAGUUGCCGCCGUUCGACAUCAAGCGCUUAGCUUGGUUCAAUCACGUAUGGGUCCACCUGACGAACGUCAAGAUCUCCAUAUGUCACCCGGAUGCAUUACUCCACUUGCUCCGUCUAUGUCCAAACCUCUCCUCGUUAACGGUUCGCACAUCAUUCUACGAAGCGCAAAUCUUGGAGCCAUUUACGCACGCCAACAUUCAAUCCCUAUCCUUUUUGAACCACUCUGGUGAAAUAGGGUGUUUAACUGCCCUGUUCAAUGCCUUGUCACUCCCCAAUUUGCGCGUUUUUGAAUUGUGGCACGGGGCAUUCAACCAAUGGCCUCACGAGGUUUCGUUGGCAUUUUUGGCACGGUCGAGGUGUUCCCUGGAGAGCCUGAUCGUCAGCGGUCGGGUGGUGAUGACAGAGGUGCAGCGAGCGGAAUAUAUUGCGCUUAUUCCUUCUCUCGACAUCGUAGUGGCUCCCAGGUGUCAACACUUUUCGUAAGGGCUCAGUUGUUACCUGCAAAAUGGUUGUAUUACCAGGAGCAUCCGAAGAUCAAGAGUAUUACCGUACCCAUGUUUGGCCUUGACGCGGAGAUACAUACAUGGAGUACAUCGCAGCAGGGCUUUGUUACCUACCUUCCUGACCACACCCAGAAGGCUACAAUGAUUUUUUCCCUACUUGUAGCUAAAGGUACAACUAAGCAAUAACACUUCGCAGCGCCACCUGGGACGCCCGAUAAAAACGAUAGCCCAUGUUAACUCCUUUCUAGCAAGCUGGAACGUAGGGAUCGUCACAGUCUCCCUUACUAGUCAGACCAUAAGAGAAGGAAGACAGUCGUUCCUUCAAGUUGUAUAUUACGGGGUCAAGCUGUAUAAGGCC